AUGUUAGCCGGCUCUUUGGAGGUCUGUGGUGUAGAUGUAGUUAUUUUGUCUUAAAUGCAUAUACCCUUUGUCUUCUGGACUGAAAGAGUAUAGAACAUAUGUGGUGACAUAUUCAUUGAAUCAAGGAAAUGUCAAUACCUUCCUUACGAUAAGUUUCCAUUGAAAUUUUGCCUUGAGUGAGCAAUAGUUUUGUUACGUGGAGUUCUGAUUGCAUUCAAUUCGUAGGAAUAUAAUAUUACAUCCAAUAGCUUAGGGAGACAUUUCGAGUUCUGCAUGGCUGAUCUGUGGUGGUUAUAAUUAAACACUGCCAGCAGUCAGGAUAGAAGGCAAAACACAAACAUUUAGCACUUGCAUAGCCAACAUGGGGAUGUGAUUCUGGAAUAAAUAAAAACAGAUUCAAAAUUGAAUCCCCUCUACAUUACUGGUCCCGUGUAGCUCAGUUGGUAGAGCAUGGCGCUUGUAGCGCCAGGGUUGUGGGUUCGAUUCCCACGGGGGGCCAGUAUGAAAAAAUGUAUGCACUCACUAACUGUAAGUCGCUCUGGAUAAGAGCGUCUGCUAAAUGACUAAAAUGUAAAUGUAAAAUGAGAUCACCUCUUCACACAUCAACAUUUGCUAUUCAUGGGUUGCACGUUUGUCACAAUAAACUUUAUUUUGAAGACUGAUGCCCGACUGAGCGUUCUAUUCAAUGCAGAUAUUUCAAAAGGAGGAAAAUAAUUUAGUAUGAAAACCUUUUGUCAUCAUUGUGAUGUCACCAGAUUGUCUGUAGAUGCAGUAUAACUUUAGCUAGCUAACGUUAGCAUUGCUAGCUAUAUUUGACAAACUUUGCCAUCUCUCUAAAGUACAUUUGACCAUAUCAUAAUGAUGGCAAAGUUGUUUCCAAUUAAUGGUUUGCAUACUUUAGCAAUGUCAUCGUAUUUCCAGGCCACUAUAGCUAACUAGUGUAAUUAGCCCCACUUGACUUUCAGGCACCACUAUGGCUGAGGCUAAAUAUAAAUGCUGAAGCUAGCUAAAUACAUUGCAUGGGCCGAAAUUGACUUAUGAAGAUAGAAUUUGUCAACAUAAUUACACCACAGACUGCAUAGCGAAUUCAUGUGGCGCUUAGCAAGGUAGGCUAGCUAGCUCGGCUAGCUUUCUACAAUGUGUCAAAACGUGUCAAAAAUCUAUAACCUAAUGCUCAUCGUGUAAAAAUAUAUAGCCUAACGCUUUGCUGGAACAUAGUACGAUUAACGUUAGAUGACCAGCUCGAUAUCUACACUUGAGUAUACCAAACAUUAGGAACACCUUCCUAAUAUUGAGUUGCACUCCCCCCCAAUGCUUCCCACAGUUGUGUCAAGUUGGCUGUCCUUUUGGGUGGUGGACCAUUCUUGAUACACACAGGAAAUUGUUGAGCGUGAAAAACCUAGCAGCGUUGCAGUUCUUGACACAAACUGGUGCGCCUGGCACCUACUACCAUACCCCGUUCAAAGGCACUUAAAUAUUUUCUUGUACAUUUACCCUCUGAUUGGUACACAUACACAAUCCAUGUCUCAAUUGUCUCAAGGUUUAAACAUCCUUCUUUAACCUGUCUCCUCCCCUUCAUCUACACUGAUUGAAGUGGAUUUAAAAAGUGACAUCAAUAAGGGAUCAUAGCUUUCACCUGGAUUCACCUGGUCAGUCUAUGUCAUGGAAAGAGCAGGUGUUCUUAAUGUUUUGUAUACUCAGUGUAUAAGGUAUGAUUUUAUAACAGCGAGGAAUAGCUAGUAAAUGUUGCUAAGCUAACAUUAGUUUUGAGGUUUGUCUUACCAGGUUUGAGUGCACUGUUACGGUCCAUCAGUUCCCGACCGAAGUUCCACUCCAUCCGAUCACCCUGGUCUUUCCACAACCUUCAUCCAACUCCCUUCUGGAUGACCAAACUUAUUUUUUUAGCAGAUAAUUGCUGUCUGGGGCGGCAGGUAGCCUAGCGGUUAAAAGUGUUGGGCCAGUAACCGAAAGGUUGCUGGUUCGAAUCCCAGAUCCAACUAGGUGGAAAAUCUGUCGACGUGCCCUUGAGCAAGGCGAUUAACCCUAAUUGCUUUGCUAAAUGACUCAAAUGUAAAUGUCUGUCUGCUGUUGACAGCAUAGUCCUUGGUUCAGCUUGUUGGCCAUGACUGUCUUGGUCUGGGGUCCUGGGAGAAGCAAGUGGCCACGCCUCUAACGUGAGAGCACGCAGGCCACGUUUUCCUGGCAAAUCAUACUGUAAUUCCAGCAGCUGCCAGAAAGGCAACACUGGGGUCUAAAGAUAUCAUGUAAUCUUGAAAGCAUUUUAUUCUCUAAUCCUUGCCACUUUAUUAUGGCCAUUUAGAGCUAUUUGAAUGAACAGUACUUAAAUAUUGUACCUUUAAAGGGAAUGUCUUGGGUACAAAUACAUGCCCAUGCAGGCAAAGGAAUGUUCACACACACUCACACACUCCUUUGCGUAGUAACCCUGUGCACUUCCAACCCAAUAAACAGAUGUUUCCCAUGAUUCUAACCAUAGCUUGGACCCAGAGGGGUUGUGAUAACUUUAUGCCUUUUCAUAACUUCAUAACUGAUUUAGCUAACCCUUAAUCAUCAGAGGAAACUGUUUCUGGGCCAGUUGUUAAAGGGAUACUUCAGGAUUUUGGCAAUGAAGAUGAACUCAUGGAUACAAUUUUUACAAUAUGUCUCUGCAUCCAGUAUGAAGGAAGUUAGUUAGUUUCGCGAGCCAAUGCUAACUAGCGUUAAGGCAAUGACUGGAAGUCUAAGGUAACCUCCAUUGAUUUACAGUCAUUGUGGUAUAAAUUAUACCAUUGACUUCCAGUCAUUGCGCUAACGCUAGUUAGCAGUUGCGCUAACGCUAGUUAGUAACUUCAAACUGCAAACAGAGACAUUAAAAUUGUAUCCACGAGUUCAUCUGUCUUUGGCUCUUCAUUGCCAAAAUCCUGAAGGAUCCCUUUAAGGGCGGCAUACUGUUUGUACAGCUUCAUUGACAUCUCACCACACAAUCAAUACGCCACAAAUUAAAACUAUGAUUGGCAAACAUUCUUAGUCCAUUUUCUCAAAAUAACAAAACGACAACGGUGACCCCACGACCACCAAUCAACUGCUCUGAUCAAUUUAACUCCAGCUCAUCUAAAUUGGAUUUGCCUGUUUUAACUGUGAAGUCCAUAGACAGAGGGCCAGGGGAUAUCCAUUUCAACCUAAUCCCCUACCUUUCAUUGUCUCCCCACAGUACUUUGUCCUGCUGCUGUGUAUCUUCCUGCUGGAGAUCCUCGCCGGUGUCCUGGCCUACAUCUAUUACCAGCAGGUAAUGAAUGACUUGAUUCACCACCUGAUUCCACCGCCAGUAACAUUAUCUAUACCCAGAGCCUGCCCAGAGACAGAAGAGUGUAUGUUUGUAAAAACUGAAACCACAACAAGGGAAGGUUCACGGAUAAUGCACCAGUCUCUCUCUUUCUCAAUCUGUUGCUUUUCUCUCUCUCUUGUUGUAGCAUUUCUGUAUUGUGAUGAUAUCACUAAGAUGUGAUUCCCACUACUAUCCUUGUCACUAGUAUAUACCCCUGCUGUGUAGAUGUUAGACCUGCAGGAAUGUUAUCCUACCAGCUUGGUGUGUGUCAUUUGAACUCUCUCUGUGUAAUUGUCUGCUUAUGUUCCUUUGACCUUUCACCCUGUUUUCAUCUCACUGCUGCAGUGUUUCCCACGCUGUGAACAGGUCAAAUAAAAACCUAUUAUAUUUCUCUCUCUUCCUCCCCCCUCUCCCUCUCUCGUUCAUUUAUUCCCUUUAUCUCUCCUUUACGUUCUGACUUGGCUCUACGUUCUGUGGUUGCCAUAGAAACUGUGGACCAGCUAGAUGUAGGCCUAUGCUCUUACCCGAGUUUUGCACUACUGUUAUAAAUGAAUGAAAAUGUACAUCCUCUUACCUUUAUGUAUAUCAUUUCCCCGCUUCAAAAUAUUAUUGGGUCAAGAGGAGUUCCUUCUGUAAUUACAGUUUUAGCUAUUCUAGACCUUUGAUACAGUGGAUCGUUCUAUUCUAUGAAAUCGACAAUGAGAUGCAUUACAUUCCUUCAAGUAUUAUUUUACUGAUAGAAGAUUCACAGUCUUCAUUGGUGAGCUUAUGUCUGCUUCUCCCACUACCUUAUUCUCAAUUUACAUGCUUCCACUUAGUCCUAUUAAGAAAGAAAAUAUCGCUUUUGUUCCUGCUUAGUGCUAACAUACCUGAUUUAAGUAAUCAACGAGGUGUGUUAGAGUUAGGUUAGAACAAAAGCCUGCACUCAAAUAUCAUAGUUUCCCCUUCCUUGGUACUGUAUAUGCUUCUGUUUCUAACGUCUGGUGGGUAGCUGUGAUGUAGUCUGACCAAGGUCAUGUUUACCGUUCUCUCAUAUCCCCUGUGUCCUGUCUUCCUCUGCAGCUCAAUGAGGAGCUGAAACAGAACCUGCGGGAGACAAUGGUGCAGAAGUACAGGCAGUCAGAGCAGGAGCAUAUCACCAAAGCAGUGGACAAGCUGCAGCAGGAGGUAAGAGAAGGCACCAUAAGCAGACUUGAGGAGUUUGGUUAGAGGUUUUUGUAAAUAUUAAUUUGGGAAUUUGUUGAUUUUCUCCAAUGUGCAUUAAUAAUCAGCUUGUUUAUGUUUACGUUCAUUGUGUCUACUGUUAUUUACACUGUCACAGGUAUGUGUUUUCAUUAUGCUUGGUUACAGUAUGUUAUAGCCCUUCAUGUAACUCGUCAUUAUGAAACUUGUGAUUUGAAAGAUAGCCCAUUGUUUUGUAUAAAGAUUUUGUUCAUGAACUGAAUAUCAUUCAGCUCGUCAUCUGAAACAACUGCAAGACAAUUGGAAAAACAUCCACCACCCUGUCUGGGAAAUGCCCUCUCCUCCUCUCCCUCUCCCGCCAGUUUAAGUGCUGUGGCAGCAACAGCUCGUCGGACUGGGGCGAGAGCGUGUGGAUCCACACCAGUGAGGCAGAUGGCAGGCUGGUGCCGGACAGCUGCUGUAAGACCCAGACGCUGGGCUGCGGCCGUAGGGACCACCCAUCAAACAUCUACAAGGUGGAGGUGAGUGUCAGAUACAGAGAGCAGCCGGUGUUGUUGCGUGUUAGUGUGCUUGCAAUUCCUAGUGCAAAUAAUGCUUGAGUUCAGGUUUGUGUAUCAAGAUCAUAGCUGCGGGAUGUAGUUUGGGGGUUGGGAAUGUAUUGAGUAAGCAUUCUAAAUGUAACGAGUACUUUUGGGUGUCAGGGAAAAUGUAUGGAGUAAAAAUUACAUUGUUUUCUUUAGGAAUGUAGUGGAGUAAAAGUAAAAUUUUUCAAAAUAUAAAUAGUAAAGUAAAGUACAGAUACCCACAAAAAAUAGUACACCACUGUAAUCUGAUAAUACUUGUGGAAUAUAAAAAUACUUGCCUGAUAUAUGUUUUCCAGUUUCUUUAAAUACUUUGCAAAUGCAACUUAUUUCUAUUUGUAAACUGAAAUGGUCUAUUCAUUCCUUUUACAUUUUAGUAGAUGCUCUCAUCCAGAGCAAUUUACAGUAGUGAGUGCAUACAUUUUCAUACUUUUUCGUACUGGCCCCCGUGGGAAUCGAACCCACAAUCCUAGGGUUUCAAGCACCAUGCUCUACCAACUGAGCCAUAUCACAUCACAUCAUCACAAACCACUUGAUGUCUCAAUGUACUCAAUUAUUGUGCAUUGUUUUUCUUCAUGGUGAUGGAAGGUCUACAGGUACCAAACCUAGAUGACCAGAUGACUGCUCAAAAACAUAAAGGGAACACUUAAACAACACAAUGUAACUCCAAGUCAAUCACACUUCUGUGAAAUCAAACUGUCCACUUAGGAAGCAACACUGAUUGACAAUAAAUUUCACAUGCUGUUGUGCAAAUGGAAUAGACAACAGGUGGAAAUGAUAGGCAAUUAGCAAGACACCCCCAAUAAAGAAGUGGUUCUGCAGGUGGUGACCACAGACCACUUCUCAGUUCCUAUGCUUCCUGGCUGAUAUUUUGGUCUCUUUUGAAUGCUGGCGGUGCUUUCACUCUAGUGGUAGCAUGAGACGGAGUCUACAACCCACACAAGUGGCUCAGAUAGUGCAGCUCAUCCAGGAUGGCACAUCAAUGCGAGCUGUGGCAAGAAGGUUUGCUGUGUCUGUCAACGUAGUGUCCAGAGCAUGGAGGCGCUACCAGGAGACAGGCCAGUACAUCAGGAGACGUGGAGGAGGCCAUAGGAGGGCAACAACCCAGCAGCAGGACCGCUACCUCCGCCUUUGUGCAAGGAGGAGCAGGAGGAGCACUGCCAGAGCCCUGCAAAAUGACCUCCAGCAGGCCACAAAUGUGCAUGUCUGCUCAAACGGUCAGAAACAGACUCCAUGAGGGUGGUAUGAGGGCCCGACGUCCACAGGUGGGGGUUGUGCUUACAGCCCAACACCGUGCAGGACGUUUGGCAUUUGCCAGAGAACACCAAGAUUGGCAAAUUCGCCACUGGCGCCCUGUGCUCUUCACAGAUGAAAGCAGGUUCACACUGAGCACGUGACAGAGUCUGGAGACGCCGUGGAGAACGUUCUUCUGCCUGCAACAUCCUCCAGCAUGACCGGUUUGGCGGUGGAUCAGUCAUGGUGUGGGGUGGCAUUUCUUUGGGGGGCCGCACAGCCCUCCAUGUGCUCGCCAGAGGUAGCCUGACUGCCAUUAGGUACCGAGAUGAGAUCCUCAGACCCCUUGUGAGACCAUAUGCUGGUGCGGUUGGCCCUGGGUUCCUCCUAAUGCAAGACAAUGCUAGACCUCAUGUGGCUGGAGUGUGUCAGCAGUUCCUGCAAGGCAUUGAUGCUAUGGACCACCAGUUCCCCAGACCUGAAUCCAAUUGAGCACAUCUGGGACAUCAUGUCUCGCUCCAUCCACCAACAGACUGUCCAGGAGUUGGCGAAUGCUUUAGUCCAGGUCUGGGAGGAGAUCCCUCAGGAGACCAUCCGCCACCUCAUCAGGAGCAUGCCCAGGCGUUGUAGGGAGGUCAUACAGGCACGUGGAGGCCACACACACUACUGAGCCUCAUUUUGACUUGUUUUAAGGACAUUACAUCAAAGUUGGAUCAGCCUGUAGUGUGGUUUUCCACUUUAAUUUUGAGGGUGACUCCAAAUCCAGACCUCAAUGGGUUGAUACAUUUGAUUUCCAUUGAUAAUUGUUGUGUUAUUUUGUUGUCAGCACAUUCAACUAUGUAAUGAAAAAAGUAUUUAAUAGGAUUAUUUCAUUCAUUCAGAUCUAGGAUGUGUUAUUUUAGUGUUCCCUUUAUUUUUUUGAGCAGUGUACAAUACAGUAAUGUACAUUUACAUUAAGUGGUUUGUAAGGAUGGUAAAUUAAUACUGCACAAAACGUGGUUGUUUUCCAUGUUAUUUGAUGAAGAAAAAUAUUGUUUUGAUGUGGAUGUUUUGUGUCUUUGGCCAUAACUUUGCACCUUUUGAUGUAAACGUUUGAGGACAGGGCUUUGUUCUUUCUGGAUUCCAUUAGAAUGACAAUUGCAGAGAAAGAGACAGGGCAACAACUAUUACAAUUCCAACUAUUGAAUCCUGCAAGAUACUGUUCUUAAUUAUACCUACCUUUUUUGACAAAGCGGAGAUGCUGAAAAUAACAUUUUGCCUGCGCUACAGACGUCUGUAUCGGUCCGCUAAUACUAGUAAAGGCCCAGUGCAGUACUUGAGUAAAACAAAUAUAUAUAUUCUAUUUUAUUUUUUUCGGGGGGUUUUUCAUUCCGAUUUUUCAGCACCCUUAGCUCCACUACUUCCCGCAGCUAUGAUCAAUUUUGAAAGUCACCUUGAACGUCACACACACACACAAUGUGGUCCUACCUUUCCUCUCAAGGGGGGUUGUAUCACUAAACUGGAGAACUUCAUUUUGGACCACCUGAAGAUCAUUGGAGCAGUGGGCGUGGGCAUCGCCUGUGUACAGGUGAGCAAAAAGAAGCCAUUUCACUGUUUACAGCACAGAGAUAACCCAAGAUGGCCACCAUCAACAUAA
Molecule: messenger RNA, 7954 nt
Organism: Coregonus sp. 'balchen'
Lineage: Eukaryota; Metazoa; Chordata; Actinopteri; Salmoniformes; Salmonidae
Source: the annotation of a GenBank genome assembly